GUGGAUAGCGAGGUGGUUAUGCUGUCCGCACACUGGGAGAAAAAGAAGACGAGCCUAAUAGAGUUGCAGGAGCAGCUCCAGCAGCUUCCAGGUCUAAUAGCAGAUUUAGAAUCUGUGACAGCAAAUCUAGCUCAUUUAGAGGCUAGUUUUGAGGAGGUAGAAAACCACCUGCUGCAUCUGGAAGAUUUAUGUGAGCAGUGUGAAUUAGAAAGACACAAACAUAUGCAGUCCCAGCAAUUGGAGAAUUACAAGAAAAAUAAGAGGAAGGAACUUGAAACCUUCAAAGCUGAACUAGAUGCCGAGCACGCCCAGAAGGUCCUGGAAAUGGAGCACACCCAGCAGAUGAAGCUGAAGGAGCGGCAGAAGUUCUUUGAGGAGGCCUUCCAGCAGGACAUGGAGCAGUACCUUUCCACUGGCUACCUGCAGAUUGCGGAGAGGCGAGAGCCCAUUGGCAGCAUGUCUUCCAUGGAAGUGAAUGUGGACAUGUUGGAGCAGAUGGAUCUGAUGGACAUAUCUGACCAGGAGGCCCUGGAUGUCUUCUUGAACUCAGGUGGAGAAGAUAACACUGUGCUGUCCCCUGUGUUAGGGCCUGAACCCAAUACUUGUCAGGGUGAAAUUGCUCUUCAGGUUCCACUUCCAUCAGAACUACUCGCCAAGCCUUCCUCAUGCUCAUCCUCAUCCUCCACCAACUCCGCGGCCCAGGACUGCAGUGAAGCGGGGGAGUCCCCCCUUGUUCAGUCUGACGAGGAGGAAGUUCAGGUGGACACUGCCCUAGCCACUUUACACCCUGACAGAAAGGCCACUCUGGAUGUUAGUGAUGACAGCGACUCUUAAAUCAGGAUGUUUGUGUCCUCUGACCACAUUCAAGUGAGUGCACAGAAUUCCACCUUUGAAAUCAGGUUGUUUGAUGGGGGGUUUUGAUUUUUACAUAAUCACCAAUAAUGUGUGAGAAACUGAAAGGAACGCUAACAAUAAAGUUUGAGGACUUUAAA
Messenger RNA from Galeopterus variegatus (Sunda flying lemur), 992 nucleotides. RefSeq names its product dystrobrevin binding protein 1 (gene DTNBP1). Gene Ontology annotation, cellular component: synaptic vesicle membrane; neuron projection; plasma membrane. The transcript is spliced from 6 exons. Gene Ontology annotation, biological process: neuron projection development; platelet dense granule organization; negative regulation of protein kinase activity. Lineage: Eukaryota; Metazoa; Chordata; Mammalia; Dermoptera; Cynocephalidae. Bases 19 to 834 code for a protein of 271 amino acids. The record is from RefSeq and is a predicted model, not a curated record.